AUGACGAGAUCUCUAUCUUCCACUUCCAUUCUUCUCUCUUCGUGCCUAAUCCACGUUGUUCAAUCCCGCACAUUCACAGUAACAAACGAAUGCAGAUAUACGAUAUGGCAAGUCAUAUACACAGACCUUAACGUUGCAAGCGAUGUCCCUUCAUUCCCAACUGGUUGGGAGGCUCCUCCCACCAACUCUGUGACGUUCUUCGUUCCAGAUGACUGGAAAUCGGGUCGGAUUUGGGGUCGCCGAGGCUGCGAUUUCUCGACAAAUCCUGGUGCCGAUUCUUGCCUAGAUGGUGGAUGCAAUGGAGGCCUUGAAUGCUCUACGACAGCUGGGACUGGUGUGCCUCCGGCAACUCUGGCAGAAUGGACUCUGCAAGCCUCGAGCAAUCUCGAUUUCUACGAUGUAUCCCUGGUGGAUGGCUACAACCUUCCUAUCGCUAUAACGACUAACGUCAAUUGUGAGGUGGCGGGUUGUGCCGUUGACCUUGGUCCAAACUGCCCUUCUGAGUUGGCAGGGCCGACCAACUCCUCAGGAGCGGUGGUGGGAUGCAAGAGUGCAUGUUUAGCCAAUUUGGACGGCGAUUCCAGUGACUCGGCCAACUGCUGCUCUGGCAGCCACUCCACCGCUGCAACCUGUCCACCCAACGACGUUGAUGACUAUAGCUACUUCAAGGAGAAUUGUCCGAGGACCUACGUUUAUGCCUACGACGAGAGCAGCGGCACCGCUCUCUGGACGUGCAAUUCCAGCCUCAAUGCCGACUAUCAAGUGACCUUCUGUCCGUACGUGCCUUGUUCCACGUAUUGCAGCUUUGUCCCCGAAUCCAUGUUUUCCUCUCACGCAAACUUCUUUCUCGAAUGUUUCUUUCCAUUCCCCGGACGGCAUCCGCGGCACUUCUAA
Molecule: messenger RNA, 894 nt
Organism: Stereum hirsutum FP-91666 SS1
Lineage: Eukaryota; Fungi; Basidiomycota; Agaricomycetes; Russulales; Stereaceae
Product: thaumatin-like protein
Exons: 9
Coding region: 1-894 (297 amino acids)
Biological process (GO): defense response
Cellular component (GO): extracellular region
Source: RefSeq, a predicted model, not a curated record